ACAAGUUAAUAAUAAUAAUUAGCAAGGAAAACUAGUAGACAUUUAAAGUAAAUAUUCCAAAAUAAUUCAAUUUUAUCUUAAGACACAAAUCAGGACAUAAAUAAUUGUAUAUAAAUGUUUAAGCAGUUUUCAAGUAUUUAGUCGAAACUGUCCGAGUAUUUUACGAAAAAAAAUCAAAACAUUGGGAAAAUAAUUAAUAAAGGUAUUUUUUGAAAGUUGCAAAAUGAUAUUCUCGUUGGCUGCGAUCAUUGUAUCUGCCUGGACGAUAUGUAUUCAACAAGAAUCCACAAACGCAGCAACAGUCAACAGGAACCAGAUGUUCUCCGCAUCAUCUUUAAGACAGAACGGUCCUGGUAAAAGGAACUUUGAUACUCUCGAACUUGAUAAGCUUUUAAAUGAUCCCAUGUUCAUGGAGUUUGAACAUGACAUCAACAAACAACAGGGCGAGCAUACCAAUCCAGAUUUUCUAGAUUCCAGCGCAAUUGAUGAUAUGUUUCAAGGCAAUGAUCUUGAAUUCGAUCCUCUCGCGGAUGCGAUGCCAUUCGAAGGCUUAAAUCACCACGAAAACGUCGCCUCACAGUCCUUUAAUGGGAUUUCCAACGGUCCUGAAAAGAACAACAAUUUCUUCCGACAAUCUGUUAAAGAGAAGGAUCCCAUGUCAAAUGUUAUCCCUGGUGCACAUGGGCCGUUCGACCUACUGCCUCCGACAUUCGGGAACCAAAAUCACAUGUAUCCGUUUGCAAGCUUAAAUUUUCCUGCUCAUGCGCAAAACUACGCAAACGGCUUGAUGGAUGAGUUUAUUCAAUUCUUAUCCCUGAAAGAGAGCGGGAUGUUAGACAGAUGCAUUGGCUUAGUUAACCGGCUGAAGUGAAUGAUAUGCGAAUCGUUACUCUUUAAACACUCGCUUGAGUCAUACACAAACUUCAGCACGCACAUACAGCUAAUAUACGAUAAAGGAUAGGGCAAACAUGAAAUAAGUCUGAAAACUGACACACAGAAUUUUAUGUGGGGGUAUUUAAUGUUGCAAAAGCAAUUAUUUGUACAUUAAAUGUGUUCGUCCAUAAAAUUGCUUAUCAUAUUUUAAAUAAAGAUGUUUAAGAAAAAAAUAGGUCGAAUAUGUUUGUGGUGUCGAAUGUCUUAAAUCAUUAACUGACAUUUAUAACAGUUUCUUUUCUUUCGCAAAAUAGUGUAUUGCAGAGCGAACAGUUGAGAUUGAAAUGACAAAGUCAUAUUCAAUACAAAUUACGCUUAAUCAAAUAUGGCAUACAAUAAAACUCGAGAAACUCAAUCAGGACGGAAAUGUGUGUGCUUAUCUUCUUCUUUAAUACUACAACUUUUAAACAAGAAGACAUAUUACUUUCCCAAAGCGGUUGGUAACUUCGACAUCAUAAUAAUUUUAGGGGAAAAGCGACCUUAAGUGAUGUGAAUUUAGUACUUCAACAAAAGA
Dreissena polymorpha is the source of this 1447-nucleotide messenger RNA. RefSeq lists its product as uncharacterized. NCBI's taxonomy places the organism in Eukaryota, Metazoa, Mollusca, Bivalvia, Myida, Dreissenidae. The coding region runs from base 224 to 871 and encodes 215 amino acids. The record is from RefSeq and is a predicted model, not a curated record. The transcript is spliced from 4 exons.